Schistocerca gregaria is the source of this 6667-nucleotide messenger RNA. Its product is annotated as ubiquitin carboxyl-terminal hydrolase 10-like. The record is from RefSeq and is a predicted model, not a curated record. Gene Ontology annotation, cellular component: nucleus; cytosol. Bases 67 to 3294 code for a protein of 1075 amino acids. Gene Ontology annotation, biological process: regulation of autophagy; DNA damage response, signal transduction by p53 class mediator; protein deubiquitination. The transcript is spliced from 11 exons. Gene Ontology annotation, molecular function: cysteine-type endopeptidase activity; cysteine-type deubiquitinase activity. NCBI's taxonomy places the organism in Eukaryota, Metazoa, Arthropoda, Insecta, Orthoptera, Acrididae.
GGAAGUUCUUUCGUAGAAAAAUGGCUGCUAUGUGGUAGUAAUGACUUGAAUCAAGUGUAAAAGGCCAUGGAUCCUACACUUCAGGAGUUUAAAUUCCUUGACCUGACGGACAUAGAUGAAGAUGAACGGAAACAUUUACACCAAGUGCUUUACAGUGCAGAUCCAAGCCUACAAUUACCCUGGGAUACUCCAGAAUAUGAAUGUCAUACUGACAACACGCCACAGCAUUAUGCUGUGGCUUCUAUUCCUCACCCCACUCUACAGGGUGUCUUUCUCCCCCAACCACUCUUUACUUCUGGUCCGGCCACACUUGGUGUGCCAACACUGCCACCGGUGCCGGUAACAGAGGUUGAAUCCACUGCUGUUGCAGCAGCCGCAGCAGCAGCAGCAGCUGCAGCUGCUGCUGCACAAGAAACUGCUAACCCGAACCCUGUAGCAGCUGUUGCACCGGCAUUGCAUCACCAUGUUCGGGAUCAUUCACCCCAGCAUGUGACUUCACCACCAGCACAGUCACCGUACCACACUGCCUUGCCCCAUCCUCAGCUACCUGGUUCUGUAGUGCCCAUACCUCCUCCCCCAUCAUCAGUGACUGUACCAGCCCCUGCUAUGACAACAGUUUAUCAGAUGGUUGCUCCACAUAUUCCUAAUGUUUUUGUCAGCAAUUUGACAACUAAUGUUAAUGUGCAUGGUUACAAUACCCCACCAUAUGGUAGGCACAUACCUCCUCAGCAAGCUUACCAAGUACAAGAUGUCAAUAGCACACCAAGAGACAGUACUAGCAGUUCAGGAAGGCGCCAAAAACCAGGAAAAGUUGGAUCUGCCAGUAGGAGACAGGAAAUUCAACAUCAGUUUCGUGGGCAUGAUGUGCAGCCAGAUACUUCCCCCGGUGGUGCAUCUUAUCAAGUAAUCCCAUUUGUGCAUCCAUUUACUUACUACCAGGCUCCAGAACAUACGCCGUCUCAGCAUGCAGCUCCCGGAACACAUUUUUUUAUGCCAGUAUAUCAUGCUCCUGUGUGCCCUCCUUUUCAUCAGCAACCUGCUACAGCGGCACCAGUUGUGUAUGGUACAGAUGUAUCACAGCAACAUCCUACGGAAACAGUUGAAGCAAUUAGCUUCCCUACAGAAACAGUUAGAGAUGAACGAUCAACGGAUGGGUACUGUGUUGAACCGUCUUCAGUUCCAGUUGUGGAGCCAGUAACUUCAAACUCUGUAAUUUCAGAUUUGAAUGAACAAGAGACUACUGAAUAUAAUCAAACACCAGAAACUAUUCCUAGUGAAGGUUUACAGGUUACCCCAUUGUAUGAUUCUUCAUACUCUGGAGUUAACACAGAAUCAUCGAGUUUACCGGAAAAUCAAACCCACAAUUUUUCUGGUAAUGGAAAGGAACACAGUGGCAAUGCAUUUGAAGAAGAGGAAAAAGAAACAUCUACUCUAGUUGAUAGGAGAGACAGUGAUGGAAACAGUACAGUUAUCAACAAAAGUGAAACACCAACUGUUGCGAGCAGUGAGACUGUUGAGACUGUGAGAGUUGAAAACAGUGCUACUGCUCAACAAGAACUGGUUUUAGUUGAUACUAAGGCCAAAACAAGUAACUUGUCACCUGAUAGUCCUCCAAAAUCAUCUGGUCCUUUUCAAGAGACCCUUGUUACAAAGUUACCCAGUGCUGCUGAUACUACUACCACUGCUCAGAUUCCAAGGCGUACUGCAGUGAACACGACAGCAGCUCUUAUCAAUAGUGAUGAAGUAAACCAAGCCUCAACACCUGGCUCUGGACGGUCAUGGGCCAGUCUUUUCAGUCAAAACUGGCACAGCUCUCCUUCAGCAGCUGCACUUACGAACACUGCAAUUACUGGAGCACCAAAGCCACGUGCAACUGUACGGCCAUUCCAGAGUGAGUUGAUGGCUUCACCUGAUGGUCCAAUUUCCAGCUAUAAAGCUCAAGAUUCUCAACCAUUAAUGGAUGCUCCAGCACCUGCUGUUGAUACCAAAAACUUUCCUCAGCUCACAAAGUCUGCUGCAGAUAAUCCUCACCUCUACAGAUUGGGAGAAUUCCUAUCACAGUAUCAGCUGGAUCACCGUGCCAUAAGUCUCCAGCCACGUGGUUUGACAAAUCGCAGCAAUUGGUGCUACAUCAAUUCAACUCUCCAAGCCCUGUUGGCAUGCCCUCCAUUUUACAAUCUUAUGAAGGCACUACCAAUACCAUCAGCAACAAACAGGAUGAGUUCAUCUUCUACACCUAUAAUUGAUAGCAUAGUCCAGUUUGUAAAUGAGUUCCAACCUAUGCCUGUCGCCUCCCGUGUGGGCCGUAAAGAGAAGGCACAACGCAAGGAUGAUGGUACCAUUGAAGUACAAAGUGGCAUUGCAUUUGAACCCAGCUACAUUUAUAAGAUGUUAAAUAGCAUUCGAAGUAAUACUUUCAAAGUUGAAGGUCGUCAGGAAGAUGCAGAAGAAUUUUUAAGCUGCCUUCUCAAUGCACUGAAUGACGAGAUGCAGGAGCUUAUGAAACUUGUCCAAGACAAUUCCCAGACAAACUUGAGCAAUGGCGAUAUUGCAAAUGGUGAUGCAGGACAAAGUCAGGAUGAAGAUGAAACAGCAUGGAAGGAAAUGGGUCCAAAGAAUAGAGGCUCCAUCACUCGCCGCGCUGACUUUGGACGAACUCCCAUUUCAGAUAUAUUCAGAGGGCAGCUCCGCUCUCGUGUUCAGCGUGCUGGGGAUGAGUUCACAGAUAACGUUCAACCAUUCUUCACCCUACAGCUUGACAUAGAGAAAGCGCAAUCUGUGAAGGAUGCACUGGAAUUACUUGUUGGAAAGGAUCAAUUGGAAGGAGUUACAUGUUCAAAAACAAAUCAGCAGAUUGAAGCCUGGCAACAAGUGACAUUAGAACAGUUGCCGUAUGUUCUUGUGCUCCACCUCAAAUGGUUUGAUUACAAAUUGGAUGGCUGUUCAAAAAUUGUGAAGACUGUGGAGUUUCCUAUUGAUCUCAAAGUUGAUGGAAAGUUGAUGUCCUCACACAAGAAGGGCAAUGCAAAGCAGAAACAGUAUAAAUUGUUUGCUGUUGUGUACCACGACGGAAAGGAGGCAACAAAAGGUCAUUAUGUAACAGAUGUAUUCCACGUUGGCUAUGGAAGUUGGGUACGUUACGAUGACAGCUCUGUGAAAGCUGUUCAGGAAGUACAAAUGCUGCAUCCACGGAGUCCAAGAGUUCCGUACCUUCUGUAUUAUCGCCGCUGUGACACUAUUGGUCCUAGUACUGGCGCUCCAUCUACUGUUAAUUCCACAGAUAGGGCAAGAUAGAAAGUGCUCUUUGCAGGGAGGAUGUGUGAUAUUUUCCCUGCAUGUACUGAAUGCUGCACCUACUGCUCAUAAAUAACUACACUGCUGCUCAGCACUGUACCCACUACAGUUCUCUAUUAGGAGAUCUUGAGACUCAGUGUGAUCCUUCAGUUCCGAAAAUGACUCAUUUCUAAGGCUACUAUACUCCUUGACGAUAUAUAUGUAAGCAGUUAGGAAAAUUGCUUGUGCCUUAGUCUAACAGAAGUUAUAGUGUUGCACACUAAGAAUCAGUUGAAUGCUCUUCCAUAUUCCUUGUAGUAAAAAUUCUUCAUAGGAGUCUUUUUAAGAAACAUUUAGACUCUGUAAGUAUGUUUGAAUUGUGUGAGUAACAGUUUUGGAUAAUGUUAUCUUUGGUUCCCAUUUGAUCAUUGUGCAAACUGUGUUGUCUUGUAUACAAUAAUUCUGUUCUUGAAGAAUGUGAGCUCUGUGAUUCUGCAUCUGGUAAUUCUGUGGGGCUGUGGUUGAUUAUCUUAUUCUUAAUUGUCUUAAAUAGCCAUUAAUACAAACUUAUUUAUUAUAUUAACAUUCAAAAUUGAGAUGAGACUGGCACAUUUGUGUGUGGUUUUCCCCCCCAGUGAUUAUAAUGUGGGGUAACUGUGAACUGAUUCAAAAAAUUGGAUCUCUCGUUCAUUUUCCCCUUGAUUGUUUGUUGCUUUUUUUCAUUGCAGCAUUAUAUACAAAACAAUACAUAUUUAAGAACAAAGUUAUUCUUGUGAAUCUGCAGUGUUCGUGAUUUUGUGUUACACAUAAUAUUCACUACAUGCAGCCUAGACUGCUGGAAGGCUAGUGAUAUGCUUGCUAUUUCUAUCUUCUUCUGUUUGUGCUGUAUCAGCAGUAAACUAGUAAUCUGUUGCCUAAAAUACAUUUAGAAUUCAUGGACAGGUAACUAUAUUGUUUGAAUCUCUUGCAAUCUCAUACAAUUUCAUACUCUUGACAGUGAAACCUCUUUGACACUGUUUUAAAUUUCAACUCUGAUUUUCUUAGUUCAAUUUAUGUUAACUGUAAUUCUUAUUUCUGCACAUUGCUCAUGUGAGAUACCAAACAGUCAUUUAGUUGCACAUUUUGUGUUCCAAAUAGAGCUUUUGUUCACAACCUCAGUUAAUAAGCAACUUAAUACAAUGCUCGUCAUGCACUGUAAUCUUCUUGUAAAUAGUUUAUAUACUAUUGUUUAUAAAUUUUAUAGUGUUUCUUGUAUCUUACUGUUAUAUAAUUGUUUUUGCUCUCCCAGCCUUUUUCCUUCUUUAUCACAACUGUAUGUAAUGGGUUGCACUUUGUCAAUAUCAUUGUGAAAACAAUUGUUGUGUGGAAGCAGUUCAAACAUUUUACAUAAUAUCAACACACUAUAUAUAUUCUCUUCAUUGUUUAGUUGUGGAAAAUGGCAUAUUUAUAAAUUUUCAUUUAUCAAGUGCGUAAUUUGAUUUAUGGUGUUACAAAUAAUUGAGUGACAUUUUUUAAUGUUCGUGUGGUGGAUAAAGUUUGAGGUUGACUUAACUUUUUAUUAUGAGGACUUCCUGCUAACAGUGGCAGGUAGAAUGUUUUUAUGAUCAAGUAUUUGUAAAUAUGUAAAUAAUAUAUUGCUACAAAAGUUACUUUACCAGUAAGUUAAGGGUGUAAGUGAGAAUAGGGUAACAAAAUGCUUCUUUGUUUGUUCUUCCUCACGAGUUUAUUUUUUACUUUUUACCGCUGUUACCUGAUCAUAACUCAAGGUGUAGAUAUAGUAUAACCAGUAAUGUUCCUGAUAUAACCAGAUCAGAAAAGUGCUGAUUCACUUGAGUUGAAAGUGAAACAUGGAAAAGUGCACUUAAUAUGUAUAGUUUCCUAAAUGUAAAUAAAUCCAUGUAAGCUUUUACAUGAGGAUAUUAUUCCAUCUUCUGUGAAAGAAUGGAAGUACAAUAUAUGUAACACCUUGCCUAUCAUAGUUUCAUUGUUAUAAUAGUGCAGUUGUUGGAAUGACAACAGGAAUGUGUUUUUUAUACAAAAUUACGAAUGAUACAAUUAAAAAAGGUAAUGGCUUAUGACUGAUAUGUAAUAAUGUAAAGUGAAAAUGUAAAUGUCAUUAACAGAUGAUACAUUUUAUAAAUUAAUUACCUCUGAAUAACUGUAUAAGUUUAACAAAGCUUUAAGCUAUAUGAUACGAAACUACAAGUCAGUAGACUUGCAAUGUUGAAAUUAAAACUUUUUACUUACAAUGUUAAUGAUGUAUAUUAAUAAAAUUGUUGCCAUUUAUAUCUACAGCCGAAUAUAAAAAGAAGAAAAAAUAUUUUAAGAGGUUGUAUGGUUAAAGGGAGAGUGUGCUAUGAGUGAUAGUGGUUUGCAAUGUGCACUUAACACUGUGCCUGAAAAGGAAGUAUUUGUUCAGAUCAACUUUUUAUAACUUUUCCGCCAUAGUGUUUAUUUUACAUUUUUUACAGGAUGGUUUUGCUUAGUAGUUGUUUGAAGUGUGAACUUAAGUAUAGUAAAGCUUUGUCAGAGAUCUUAAUGGGGCUCUUCCCUAGGUUGAUAGCACUGAUUUAAAAAUUUUGAAGGAGAAACUAGCUUUCAGAAAUUACAUCCUGGUAACAAUACAGACAUGACUCUGUCUUUAGUUACAGUGAUUUUAAAAAACAAAAUGUGCAUCUUCAUCCAGAUACAUCUGCUCAAGCAGUCUUGAAUUCUGUAGUUUAAUUUUUUGUGCACACAUUGUUUUCUACAAGAACUUGUUCAUAAGCAAAUAUUUUUCCAAGCAGUGAAUUUUAUAAGGAAAUAUUUAUGGGUUUAUAUAAAUUUUUUCAAGUAGAAGAGGUUUCUUUGCUACAAGAUUUGCUGUGUGAUAUGUAUGUUAGCAGUUUCAAUGAAACUCCACAUCUGUGAUAUUGUAAUAGUAAUGCAUUUGAAUGGUUUGGGAGGAUUAUACGUAAUUAAUCAGUAAAAUAAGUUGGGGGGGGGGGGGGAGGUUCUUUUUGUGACUUUCAAUUUACUUUCAUAUUAGACCAUCAUUCGGGUUUGUGUGGGUGGGAAAUGCUUUAAAUUUUUUCCCCUCCACUAACUUCUGUUAUUGUCUGCAUUAGUUUUAUAGCUUUUAAACUUGCUAAAGGCCUGUAUCUCAGAAUUUAGUUAUUGGUUUGUGAUCUUAGUAUUUAAAUUGUGUGGUUCACAACGGUAGCACAAAUAGUCAGAAUAAUGAUGUAUAUAUUGCUGCUGGCUUUUAAGGAGUUAUUGCUGAAAUUGGUUUUUCUCAGAACAGUCCCUCCAUUUAUGAGUAAAUAUAGGAUUAUUGUUUGCUGUUGUUAAAAUUUAUUUCAUGUACAUUUGUGCAUAGAUCCUUCCCAUGUUAAUAAAACGACUGAACCUUUAA